AAAAAAUCCAAAAAUGUUGCUGACCUUACUGCUGAUAUCAAUUGUGUCCUUGGCUUUGUAUUUGUUCAACAAAAUGAUUGUGAUGCCUACCAUGUACAGAACCAAAUAUAGUAAAUUUUCAAAUGUUAAGAUGAGCUCGAAAGCAACCAUGUUUAAAGGAGAUGCAGUUGAAGUGAAACAUAACAUUGACAGUGGAAAACAUGCAUUUUCACAUUACAUCGAUUUGGCUGUCUCUGAAGAACAUACAGAUAUUUACCUAAAGUUUGAAGGCCCAAAUCCUGUUUUUGUGAUGCUUUCUCCAAGAGCUCUUGGGCAAACUAGCAAGCUGAUGCCUUCCAGAAUAGACAGAGAUGAUAGUCUGAUCAAUCAAAAUUUUGGCAAGAUAUUUUACAAUAGUCUCAAUCAAUUAAAGUCUGAUGCAAACUGGAAACUCAGAAGGAAUACCUUAAUGAAAGCUAUUGGACUCAGUUUUGCACCUACAUACAUUCAGAAACUUCUUGAUUGCAUGAACAGAGUUGUGGUAUCUUGGAAACCUAAAACAACAGUAGACUUUACGAAUGAGUUUGCAGCUGUAGAGACCUCCUUUAUGACACAAGCUCUACUUGGCAAAGGCUUUGACCACUCACAAUUUAAGUUUGAUUAUCAAACACAAUCUAACAGAGUUAUCCAAAUUACUUUGCAUGAAGUCAUGGCCAGACUUAGACAAGAAUGUGUGUCUAAUGUUGACAAUAAGCUUGAAGUGUUGCUUCCGUUCAUCAACGACUACAACCUUUGUCAGCCAUUCAGAAGGAUCAUGACCAAUGUCAAGCAUAUGAGUACAAAAAUCCAAGAAUUCUUGCAAGAUUCCCAAGACCAAGAGUCUGUUUAUGCUAAAGUCAAACAAGAAACUGUCUGUACUGACGAUGAGCUACUUGCUGAUAUUCUGUGUCUUCUGUUUCAAGGCAUUGGCUCAACUUCUCAUGUAACUGCUUUACUCAUGUAUUACUUGAACAAACAUCCACAAGUGAUGGACAAGUGCAAACAAGUUUAUGAAGAACACGGAAUCACCACCAAUGGAGUCUUGCAAACACACAAACUGACUACAGGUGACUUAGAGAACUGUGAAUAUGCUGACUAUGUCAUCAAAGAAGCUCUCAGACUGAACACUUCGGUCUCUAAGACUGCUGCUUAUAGAACACUCGAAGAUGUGGUCAUCUGUGGAGUCCCAAUCAAGAAAGACAACUGGAUUACUCUCGAAAACAUUGGAUGUUUGCUUGAUCUAAAACACUGGCAUGAGCCAUUAGAAUUCAUUCCAGAAAGGUUUGAUCCAGAGUCUGAGUAUUUCAAGUCUCCAAUGACAGGAAAGGCAAGGGAUCCGUGAGCAUAUCCUCCAUUUUCAGCAGGGUUGAGGGCAUGCCCAGGACAAGCACUGGCUAAGCUUGGGAUUAGAGUAGCAUUGCCAUUCCUGAUCACAAACUUAGAUUAUGAUAUCCAAUAUGUUAAGAAAAAUAUUUUGACAACUCCACCUGAAACUGAAGAGGAGCAAUUAUCUGUGGAAACGCCAAUUAGCUUCAGCAAUGAAUCUCAGCAUCAUCUUGAGAUAGAUAUCAAAGCAAAUAAGUUACAUAAAUAG
Molecule: messenger RNA, 1612 nt
Organism: Moneuplotes crassus
Lineage: Eukaryota; Ciliophora; Spirotrichea; Euplotida; Euplotidae
Source: the annotation of a GenBank genome assembly